AUGACCGUCCGCCCCUUGGUCAACAGGGCCCGCGCGGUCCUUCGUCGCUUCAGGGAUGAUGAUGCCGCCAGCGCGGCGGCUGAGCAGAACUCCCUCGAGCAACCCGCCGUCGUCGAGGAGAGCAAGACCGAAGGCAAGAGAGAUCCUGCUGCCGAGGAAGCGCCGCCCGUCUACGAGUCGCACCCGGAAUUGCCGCACGAGAACGUCCAGCACGGUGUCAGUGAUGUCGAAGCCAUCACCCUCACCUGGUCCAAGAAGACGCUGGCCUUCGUCUUCAUCAACAUCUGGUUCCUGUACUUUGUCAACGCCUUCCAGUCCUCCGUCAAUAGCAGCUUGAGCAGCUAUGUCUCGAGUUCGUUUCAGGAGCACUCCCUGUCGGGUGUGCCCACCGCCCUUGCCGAUGCCUUCUCCGCGGCCACUUACCUCCCCGUCGGACGUAUGAUGGAUACCUGGGGUCGUGCCGAAGGUUUCCUGCUCAUGACCAUCUUUGCCACUCUCGGUCUGAUUCUCAUGGCGUCCUGCGACAGUUUCUACAUCUACUGUGCCGCCAACGUGUUCUACUACAUUGGUUUCGGCGGUAUGGAGUACGCGGUUGACGUCGUCACUGCCGAUGCGUCCAAGCUGAAGAACCGAGGUCUGGCCUUCGCCUUUACAUCGUCACCCUACAUCAUCACUGCCUUUGCCGGUCCCAAGGUCGCCGAUGAGUUUUACUACCAGGUCAGCUGGCGAUGGGGCUAUGGAUGCUGGGCCAUCAUUUUCCCCAUCGUCGCCGCGCCCUUGUAUAUCGUCCUCAAGUACAACCUGCGCAAGGCCGAGAAGCAGGGCCACCGAGCCAAGGAGCCCAGUGGCCGCACUGUGUUCCAGAGCAUCAAGCAUUGGGUCUUGGAGUUCGACCUGAUCGGCUGUUUCAUUUUCACUGCUGGCUUGGUGCUCUUCGAGAUUCCUUCAUUGCGCCCAUCCCCCCUUUUCAACUUCCGCCUCCUGACUGACCGGACCGUCCUCGGUGCCUGUCUUCUGGAUGCCACCUACCAGCUGUCCUACUACUGCUGGAACAACUACUUCUCGAACUUCCUGCAGGUCGUCGAUGAUCUCACGAUUGCCCAGUCGGGAUACAUCACCAACACCUUUGAUGUGGUAUCGGGUGUGCUCCUGCUCCUGGUCGGAUGGAUCAUCCGCAUGACGGGCCGUUUCAAGUGGCUUCUCUACAUCUCCGUCCCUCUGUACAUUUUCGCUCAGGGCCUCAUGAUCUAUUUCCGCAAGCCCGACAUGGGUGUUGGAUACCAGGUAAUGUGCCAGAUCUUCAUCUCCAUCGGUGGUGCCAUCUUCAUUAUCGUUGAGCAACUAGCUAUCUUGGCCGCUGUUGAUCACCAGCACUUUGCUACUGCUCUGGCCUUGCUCAACGUUGUCGGGACUAUCGGUGGCUCUGCGGGUUACACAAUCUGCACGGCCAUUUGGACCAACACUUUCAAGAAGGCACUGAUCAAGAAUCUCCCUGAGUCGGCCAUGUCUGAUCUGGAUUCCAUCUACAACGAUGUCACUCAACAACUGUCCUACGCGGUUGGCACUCCCACCCGUACUGCCAUCCAGAACGCCUACGCUUACUCGGAGGUGCGCAUGCUGUCCGCUGGUGUGGGUAUCAUGGCGCUAGCAUUUGCGUGGACUCUCAUGAUCCGGAACAUCGAUCUCAAGAAGGUUCCUCAGGUCAAGGGUACGGUCUUUUAA
Messenger RNA from Penicillium argentinense, 1722 nucleotides. Its product is annotated as Major facilitator superfamily domain general substrate transporter. The coding region runs from base 1 to 1722 and encodes 573 amino acids. The transcript is spliced from 5 exons. The record is from RefSeq and is a predicted model, not a curated record. Gene Ontology annotation, molecular function: transmembrane transporter activity. NCBI's taxonomy places the organism in Eukaryota, Fungi, Ascomycota, Eurotiomycetes, Eurotiales, Aspergillaceae. Gene Ontology annotation, biological process: transmembrane transport.